UGAAAUUUAAGUUCGUGUGAUUUUACCUUUUCCGGGAGUCUCCAGCUGGCCCUGGUUUGUGUCAGGAGCGCAGUGUAGACAGGAGUUCUAAGUAGACUCAGUCUCACUAAGUUUCUUCUCUUUGGAAGUGGGGGAGGUUUUCCUGUUUUUUUUUUUUUUUUUUAAGGCAGUUUUAAUAGCUUUGAAUACUCUACUCUCUUAAGUGGCUAAACAUAGGAAGGGGAGAAAGAACACGUCGGUUGUUAAAGCAGGGGAGGAAGAGAUACCUGCCCUAUAGCGUAACUCCUCUAGAAAUUAAUAUAUACACAUCACAGUAUUUUAAUAAAUCCCUAAAAUGUCGAGAUAUGUACAAGAUCUUAGCAAAGCCAUGUCUCAGGAUGGUGCUUCUCAGUUCCAAGAAGUCAUUCGACAAGAGCUAGAAUUAUCUGUGAAGAAGGAACUGGAAAAAAUACUUACCACAGCGCCAUCACAUGAGUUUGAGCACACUAAAAAAGACCUUGAUGGAUUUCGGAAGCUAUUCCAUCGAUUUUUGCAAGAAAAGGGACCUUCUGUGGAUUGGGGGAAAAUCCAGAGACCUCCAGAAGAUUCGAUUCAGCCCUAUGAAAAGAUAAAGGCCAGAGGCUUACCUGAUAAUAUAUCUUCUGUACUAAAUAAGCUGGUGGUGGUGAAACUCAAUGGUGGUUUGGGAACCAGCAUGGGCUGCAAAGGUCCGAAAAGUCUGAUUGGUGUGAGGAAUGAGAAUACCUUUUUGGAUCUGACCGUUCAGCAAAUUGAACAUUUGAACAAAACCUACAAUACAGAUGUUCCUCUUGUUCUAAUGAACUCUUUUAACACGGAUGAAGAUACAAAAAAAAUACUACAGAAGUACAAUCAUUGUCGUGUGAAAAUCUACACUUUUAAUCAAAGCAGGUACCCGAGGAUUAAUAAGGAAUCUUUACUGCCUGUAGCAAAGGAUGUCUCGUACUCAGGGGAAAAUACAGAAGCUUGGUACCCUCCAGGUCACGGUGAUAUUUACGCCAGUUUCUACAACUCUGGUUUGCUUGACACCCUUAUAGGAGAAGGCAAAGAGUAUAUUUUUGUGUCCAACAUAGAUAAUCUGGGUGCCACUGUGGAUCUUUAUAUUCUUAAUCAUCUAAUGAACCCACCCAAUGGGAAACCCUGUGAAUUUGUCAUGGAAGUCACAAAUAAAACACGUGCAGAUGUAAAGGGUGGGACCCUCACUCAGUAUGAAGGCAAACUGAGACUGGUGGAAAUCGCUCAAGUGCCAAAAGCACAUGUUGAUGAGUUCAAGUCUGUAUCAAAAUUCAAAAUAUUUAACACAAACAACCUAUGGAUCUCUCUUGCGGCAGUUAAAAGACUGCAAGAGCAAAAUGCUAUUGAUAUGGAAAUCAUCGUGAAUCCAAAGACUUUGGAUGGAGGCCUGAAUGUCAUUCAGUUAGAAACUGCAGUAGGGGCUGCCAUUAAAAGUUUUGAGAACUCUCUAGGUAUUAAUGUUCCUAGGAGCCGUUUUCUACCUGUCAAAACCACAUCAGAUCUCUUGCUUGUGAUGUCAAACCUCUAUAGCCUUAAUGCAGGAUCUUUGACAAUGAGUGAAAAGAGGGAAUUUCCUACAGUACCCUUGGUUAAAUUAGGCAGUUCUUUUACAAAGGUUCAGGAUUAUCUAAGGAGAUUUGAAAGUAUACCAGAUAUGCUUGAAUUGGAUCACCUCACAGUUUCAGGAGAUGUGACAUUUGGCAAGAAUGUUUCACUAAAGGGAACAGUUAUCAUCAUUGCAAAUCAUGGUGACCGAAUUGACAUCCCACCUGGAGCAGUAUUAGAGAACAAGAUUGUAUCUGGGAACCUUCGGAUCUUGGACCACUGAAAUGAAAAAAAAAAAAUACUGUGUACACUUCAUACUAAUUAUGGGCUAAACAGUUUCUUAACGAUGAAAUGUUCUCUAGGAUUCUAAAAUCGGCAGGUACUUUACUAUGCUACUGUACCCUGCAGUGUUAAUUUUUAAAGUAGAGUUUGCAAUAUGCUUUUAGUCCAAGAAAAAGCACAGUUGGAAGCAAUACUUUUCUUUAAUGAGGAUCCUGAAAGUUCAUCUUAAAGUGCAAUAUUGUUUAAUCUUAAAACUGGGGCAGCUCUGCUGGAACAUCUUUGAACAGAGGCCUCAAUGAUGGUCACUUUGAAUUGCUUGUGAUUUAAAAAAUAAAGCUGUGAGGCAAUCCA
Lynx canadensis (Canada lynx) is the source of this 2211-nucleotide messenger RNA. RefSeq names its product UDP-glucose pyrophosphorylase 2 (gene UGP2). Gene Ontology annotation, cellular component: cytoplasm. Lineage: Eukaryota; Metazoa; Chordata; Mammalia; Carnivora; Felidae. The record is from RefSeq and is a predicted model, not a curated record. Gene Ontology annotation, biological process: UDP-alpha-D-glucose metabolic process; glycogen metabolic process. The transcript has 10 exons. Gene Ontology annotation, molecular function: UTP:glucose-1-phosphate uridylyltransferase activity. The coding region runs from base 335 to 1861 and encodes 508 amino acids.